AUGACGUCCUCGUCGAAGCCUUUCCACCUCUACACUAUGAUCACACCUAACGGUGUUGUUCCCCCUAUUUACCUCGAAGAGCUCAAGAAGGUUUACCCCAACAUCGACUACGACGCGACUAAAGUCGAUAUCUCUACCAAUGUUCAAAAGGAACCUUGGUUUAUUAAACUGAACCCCAAUGGUCGUAUCCCAGUUCUCGUUGACCAAGCGAGAGAGAACUUCCCUGUCUUCGAAACCUCUGCCAUCCUCCUUUAUCUGGCACAGAACUAUGAUAAGGAUUUCAAGUUCUGGUUCAACCCCCAGACGGAGGUUAACGACUACAGCGACAUGAUCCAAUGGCUCUUCUUCGCGCAUGGUGGUAUUGGCCCCAUGCAAGGCCAGAAUCAUCACUUCAACAAAUAUGCACCUGAAGACAUCCCCUAUGCAAAGAAACGCUACAUUGACGAGACCAAGCGACUCUACGGCGUCCUCGAAAUCCGCCUCAAAGACAGAGAUUACCUCGCAGGCUCAGGAAGAGGCAAAUACUCCCUCGCAGAUAUCAAGACUCACCCGUGGAUCAAGAUUCACCAACACGCCAUGAUCGAGAACUUGGAUGAGUUCCCAAAUGUUAAGGCGUGGCUGGAACGAUGCGAUAGUCGAGAGGCAUCGCAGAUUGGAUGGAAGGUCACUGCUUAA
Messenger RNA from Coprinopsis cinerea okayama7#130, 675 nucleotides. RefSeq names its product glutathione S-transferase. NCBI's taxonomy places the organism in Eukaryota, Fungi, Basidiomycota, Agaricomycetes, Agaricales, Psathyrellaceae. The coding region runs from base 1 to 675 and encodes 224 amino acids. The record is from RefSeq and is a predicted model, not a curated record. The transcript is spliced from 4 exons.